AUCCUUACCAAUCUUAAUCAUUAAAUCCUAGAAAUAGGGAGAAAAACAUUUCUCCCCUUGAUCUGAGACCAUUCCACAAAUUGAAGGGCAACGAGCAGUGUAUGCUUUUUGCAAGAAUAAUUGAAAACAUCAGCUAAAGAGCACAGAAUUCUUUUGAAAGCCUGCCAGUUAUUGGAAGUAACUUUGGCAAAGGAACAAAUUAAACACUCAAUAUCUUAACCUUUCUGGUUGCCUUCUUAGGAGUUGGUCUCUCAUUUAAUUUUUAGCUAUUCUGAUACGAUUUUUAUUUUGCGACUGGCUUUUUGUUUGAUCAGACCAAAUUUUGGCUGGGACGAAAACCUAAGUGCUAACAAAGAAGCAUUUCAGCAAAGCAACCUCAUCACUUCGCAUCUAGCUUGAAUUCACUUUUAACCUUUUAACAGCACUGAAACUGUCCUAAAGAGGGUGCACUUGAUUCUAACUUCGCUUUCAAUAUGACGGCGGUCAAUGUCACCCUGGUUCGAGACACCCAGUGGCUGACUUUAGAAGUCUGCAGAGAAUUUCAGAGAGGAACCUGCUCUCGAGCCGAUGCAGACUGCAAGUUCGCCCAUCCGCCGAGAGUCUGCCACGUGGAAAAUGGCCGAGUGGUGGCGUGUUUUGAUUCCUUAAAGGGUCGCUGUGCCAGAGAGAACUGCAAGUACCUUCACCCUCCUCCACACUUAAAAACUCAGCUGGAAAUUAAUGGACGCAACAAUCUGAUCCAACAAAAGACCGCCGCGGCCAUGUUCGCCCAGCAAAUGCAGUUUAUGCUCCAGAAUGCUCACAUGUCAUCACUUACUUCUUUUCCUAUGAAUCCAUCACUUGCGGCUAAUCCUGGAAUGGCUUUCAAUCCUUACUUACCUCAUCCUGGGAUGGGCCUGGUUCCUGCUGAGCUUAUACCGAAUGCCCCCGUUCUGAUUUCUGGAAACCCGCCUCUCGCAUUGCCAGCAGCUGCUGGUCCCAAACUGAUGCGUUCGGAUAAACUGGAGGUUUGCCGAGAAUUCCAGCGUGGAAAUUGUACCCGUGGUGAGAACGAUUGUCGCUAUGCUCACCCUACGGAUGUUUCCAUGAUUGAGGCAAGUGAUAAUACUGUGACGAUCUGCAUGGAUUACAUCAAGGGGCGAUGCACCCGGGAGAAGUGCAGGUACUUUCAUCCUCCUGCACACUUGCAAGCCAAACUCAGGGCAGCUCAUCACCAGAUGAACCACUCAGCUGCCUCUGCUAUGGCCCUCCAGCCUGGUAUGCUUCAACUGAUACCAAAGAGAUCGGCACUUGAAAAGACCAAUGGUGCCACUCCGGUCUUUAACCCCAGUGUUUUCCACUGCCAGCAGGCUCUGGCUAACCUGCAGCUCCCGCAGCCAGCAUUUAUCCCUGCAGGGCCAAUACUGUGCAUGGCACCCGCUUCAAGCGUUGUGCCCAUGAUGCACGGCGCGCCUCCUACCACUGUGUCUGCGGCAACAACACCUGCCACCAACCUUCCGUUCGCUGCGGCGGCUACAGGCAAUCAGAUACCCCCAUUAUCAAUAGAUGAACUGAAUAGCAGCAUGUUUGUUUCACAGAUGUAG
Molecule: messenger RNA, 1583 nt
Organism: Enhydra lutris kenyoni (northern sea otter)
Lineage: Eukaryota; Metazoa; Chordata; Mammalia; Carnivora; Mustelidae
Product: muscleblind like splicing regulator 3
Exons: 8
Coding region: 474-1583 (369 amino acids)
Molecular function (GO): metal ion binding
Source: RefSeq, a predicted model, not a curated record